GAGCUGCCGCUUCCCGCCCCCGAGCCGGAUCCGGUGCCGAGCGGAGCGGAGCCGGCCCAGCGGGUGCCGAGCUCCCGCCAUGGCCCGGAACACACUGUCUUCGCGCUUCCGCCGGGUGGACAUCGACGAGUUUGACGAGAACAAAUUCGUGGACGAACAGGAGGAGGCGGCGGCGGCGGCGGCAGAGCCAGGCCCGGACCCUAGCGAGGUGGAUGGGCUCCUGCGGCAAGGGGACAUGCUCCGGGCGUUUCAUGCAGCCUUGAGGAACUCUCCUGUCAACACCAAGAAUCAAGCUGUGAAGGUAAAGGGGGUCACACUGCAGCUGUCUUUGCUGGGUGUUGUUGGGACCUGUCUCCCCAGCUGGAACAGGCAGCACCUGUUCCAUCUCUGUAUGAGUGGGAGUGAGUUGGCACUGGGCAGUGCUUCCACGGAAGCUUCCUGGCAACCCCCAGAUGUUGAGGCUCCUCUGACAUCAAAGCUGUCAGUAUUUAUAGUAAAAGCUCCCCAAAGAAACAUCUACUUCUUCCCAGGUCUCAUGAG
Molecule: messenger RNA, 540 nt
Organism: Galeopterus variegatus (Sunda flying lemur)
Lineage: Eukaryota; Metazoa; Chordata; Mammalia; Dermoptera; Cynocephalidae
Product: actin-related protein 2/3 complex subunit 5-like protein
Exons: 2
Biological process (GO): Arp2/3 complex-mediated actin nucleation; regulation of actin filament polymerization; cell migration
Cellular component (GO): actin cytoskeleton; Arp2/3 protein complex; cytoplasm
Molecular function (GO): actin filament binding
Source: RefSeq, a predicted model, not a curated record